Limanda limanda (common dab) is the source of this 7887-nucleotide messenger RNA. It is a transcript of the gene akap6, whose product is annotated as A kinase (PRKA) anchor protein 6. Lineage: Eukaryota; Metazoa; Chordata; Actinopteri; Pleuronectiformes; Pleuronectidae. The record is from RefSeq and is a predicted model, not a curated record. The transcript has 23 exons. Bases 1 to 7887 code for a protein of 2628 amino acids.
AUGAGCAUCUUAGCUCUCUCGCCCGUGGCCCCCGAGCCCCCCUCCCCCAUGGUCACCUCCGUCACACCUGUCAGCCCGACCCUUGACCUCCGCAGCUCAACCACUGCCCAUCUCAGCCAGGUUCUGGAGAACCAGUCCCGGGCCGGGGUCUCCUCACUGGGACCCGGCUCCAGCCAUGGACCUCAUUUGGGUGGAGACCCCUCCAAGAGGUCACAGAAGCCUCCGCCCCUCCACACCGGAGCCGACUGGAAGGUGGUGCUCCACCUGCCGGAGAUCGAGACGUGGCUGCGAGCGACCAGCGACCGGGUGACUCAGCUGACUCACUCUGCAGGACAGGACGCGGACAACAGACACGUGGACGUCCACCUGGUGCAGCUCAAGGACAUCUGUGAGGACAUCUCAGACCAUGUGGAGCAGAUCCACGCUCUGCUGGAGACGGAGUUCUCCCUGAAGCUUCUGUCUUACUCCGUCAACAUCAUCGUGGACAUCAGGACGGUGCAGCUGCUGUGGCACCAGCUCCGAGUGUCCGUCCUGGUCCUGAAGGAACGUCUCCUCCAGGGUCUGCAGGACUCCAACGGAAACUACACCCGUCAGACGGACAUCCUGCAGGCCUUCAGCCAGGACCAGCACCAGACUCGUCUGGACGCGCUGACCGAGGUGGACGACUGUGGUCAGCUGACCAUCCGCUGCAGCCAGGACUACUUCUCUCUGGACUGUGGAAUCACCGCCUUCGAGCUGAGUGACUACAGCCCGGGGGACGAGUCCGAGGCGCCGGGAGCAGAACCAGACGACCAGGACCAGGACCAGGACCAGGACCAGGACCAGGACCAGGACCAGGACCAGGACCAGGACCAGGACCAGGAGCUCCAUCGGGCCCAGAACCCCCUCCCAGACCUGGGGUCCGUGGAGAGCGAAGGACCCUGCCCCUCAAACCCAGAACUCUCUAACAGUUUACCUGAGCUCACCACGCCCGGUGACUUCAUAAACCACAACCAUUCUCCCUCAUUAUUACCCAUAAUUCAGUGUGGCACGCCCAGCCACAGUGAAGGUGCCAAGCGCCCCCUGCAGGGCGUGAGCCACAGCACCGAGGUGUCUCCCACUCAGCCGUCCCUCCCCAAGAGAGCGGCCCUGUACUCAGACAGAAGAACCCGGAGCGAGACCACCAGGGGGCGCUCUGGGAAGGUCAGCCCGCUCUCUGGCCUCCAGUUCCAGGCCGAGCUGAGCCGAAGCACCCCCUCCCUCAUGGAUCCUCCGGACCGCUCCAAGUUCUGGUUGGAACUGGACUCGGUUUAUCCAGAAAAUGUGUCACUGUCGUACGAGAGCCUGCAGGUCAUGAACGGACGAAACCUGCAGAGAAACCACGAGAGCUCCCGACACGCUGGAGGUUUCGAGAGGAUCACGCAGAGACCUCCGCCCGACCAGAGGAGCUCAUCUGGGGCCGGACCCAACCUCAACGCCCCCCCGCCUCCGCUGGAGCCGCUGUCUCAGGAUGAAAUAUCAAACCAAAUGGAGAGGACGCAGAAGGAGACACAUGCUCACAGCGGGGGGGACUCUGACUCCUCGUUGCCCUCGCCCAUGAGGGAGCGGCUCCUCCUCUCAGACCUGGAGGCGUCCAGAGAGGAGUCGGACCCCCCCCGACCUGCUCCCGGCAAGACGGCGGUCUGGAUCGUGAAGCGCCACGAGCAGAAGGGGGCGCUGGUGUCACCCAGAGCCAGUCCAGAGCGGGAGCACUGGUACGGGUCAGAGGAGUUCCUGGCUCUCCCGGCUCAGCUCCGGAAGACGGAGCUGCUCACGAUGAAACUGGAGAGUCUGGCUCAGUCCAUCCCACUGCGACCUGGCGACUCGGACCCGGAGGCGCUGCAGGACGUGGACGACUGGGACCUGACGGAGCUCAACACGGACUGGGACUCCGGGGACAACGUGAGCAGCGUGGGCGAGAGAGGGGACGAGAAUCCCUCUCCUCUGCCGCCGCUGCUUCCGUACAGACGACACCUGGUCUGCCGCUUUAGCCCCACCUCCUCCAGUGAUAUAGCGCCCUCUGUGGGAGAAAGCAUAGAGUCCGGCCCGUUAAGCGACCUUCAGUCUGAAGAGGACGAGGGGCGGGGCUCUGCGGAGGGGCGGGGCUCUGAGGAGCGCCCCCUGCAGCUGACGGCGUCUUUAAUGGACGGACGUGGAGGCGUGUCCCUGCUGCAGGAGCUGCUGGACGACAUCACGACUCAGGACAAAGACCCGGACGUCUGGAGGAAGAUCGAGUGCUUCGUGCAGCAGUUGGACGGGUUCAUCUCGUGGCUGCAGGGGGCGCUGGACAGCACGGAGAACUGGACGCAGCCCAGACAGGAGCUGGACGGCCUCGGGGUUUACCUGGACACACACCUGAGUUUCAAGCUGGACGUGGAGAGUCACAGCGUCCUGAAGGAGAGCGUCGUGGAGGAAGGAAGAGCCCUGCUCGCCGUCAUCAGCUCCCACACAUCAGGUCUGAAGGACAUCCUCCACAUGGUUUCCAGCCAAUGGGAGCAGCUGCAGCGGCAGAUCCGGCGCCAACACGGCUGGAUGCUCCGCGCCCUGCGCUGCGUCCAGGCCCGCCUCCUCCACGCCGGCCAAUCACACGAGCUCUUCACCGCCGCCACCGAGCCGGCAGACGGCCUCAAGACUGAACUGGUUUCCAGUCAGCGAGCCGCCCUGGAGCAGAUGGCCGUCAAGCUGAGCAGCCUGCGCUACCCCUCGUCCACCAGCAGGAGGCACUACAGUCAGAUGGCCAGAAGCAACAGUCUGCAGGAGUUUGAGGCCGAGUACCAGGAGCUCUGGGAUUGGCUGAUGGACAUGGACGCCAUGGUGAUGGACAGUCACCAGCUGAUGAUGUCAGAGGAGCAGAGACAUCACCUGUUCAAGAGCAGCCACGCCGAGCUGAUGCUGAUGGAGAGCAGGAAGACGAGUCUGCUGGGCCGGGCCGAGGCGCUGAAGAGGAGCGGCCUCCAGCUGCCCAGCAACUUCCACUGCAAAGUACACAACCUGACGCACACCUGGAGGCAGAUGGAGAAAAUCUUCUCAGACCAUCCCGGUCCCGGCUCCUCCCAGCAGAACCAGUCGGCCGGCGCUCAGGCUCUGCUGGUCGGAGGUCGGGGGGGCGCGGUGGAGAACCCUCGCUCGGCCCUGUCUCCGCUGACCAACUCGCUCCUGGAGCAGCUGGAGGCGCGCAUCAAGGAGCUGAAGGCGUGGCUGCGAGACACCGAGCUCCUCAUCUUCAACUCGUGUCUCAGACAAGACAAGGACGCCUCGGAGCAGCUGCAGAGCUUCAAGUCUCUGUGUGCCGAGGUGCGAGCCCGGCGCCGAGGAGUCUCCUCCGUUCUGAAGCUUUGCCAGAAGCUGCUGCAGCAGAGUCAGUCGGGCCCCAUGGCGGAGGUGGGCCCCGAGGCGGAGCAGCACCGGGAGGCCCUGCAGCUGCUGUCAAUCAACCUGGAGAGGAGGUGGGAGGCGAUCGUGAUGCAGGCGCUGCAGUGGCAGAACCGACUGAAGAGAGAGCAGCAGGUUCCUGGGAACUUUCUGGAACCAGGUCUCGUCGACCUCCACCAGAUCAGCCCGGUCCCGGUCGGCCCAGUGGCUCCUGUGCCGGAGGACUCCUGGGAGUGGGACGAAACCGACAUGACAAUCACAGAAACAGAAACACAAGAAGAACCACAACCCGACCUGACGCACAACUUCUCCACACAACCAGAUCUGCCUUUGGACGUCGCGCUGUCCAACGGGAAUCAACCCGACAGGAUUCGAACCGGAGUCCCAGCCACUCAGCGUCCUGAGAAUCUGUCCAACAUCGUGACAAGGUCGUCGUCAGAGGUCACGCCGAGGGGGCCGUCCCAAACCGCCCCCCCGAACAACAAUAACAUCUACCAGGUCUACAGCCUCCAUAGCGUAGAACUAUACAAACAACCGCAGUUCCCUCUCAUUUCCUCCUCUCUGCACAAAACCAAGCAAGGAAAACAGAAACAGCAACUCCUGCUGAAGAGCCUGAGUAAAGACUCCUCCUUCUCCUCCAUCGAAUCCCUCCCAGACCUCCUGGGAGGUUCGGUGUCAAACAGCCGAGGAGGAGGAGGAGAGAAGAUCAGUGGAUACCUGGAUGGAGAGAGUGAGAGGGAAGGUGGCCGAGGAAGUGGGCGGUCGGCCAACAGUCGUCGGUCAGAGUGCGAGAGCGGGAUCGUUAGUGAUACAGGAGAAACAGAGACAACCACCAACUCUGAGAUCCAGGAAGAGGAGAAGGAACAGAGGAAAGAGGAAAUUGAUUUGACUGAUGUCACCAAAUUCAACCAAAGAAACAAGACAGAGGAUAACAGGAAAGAGAAAGGAUGGAGGAGGGAUGAAAACAGAGUUGAAAGUAGAAGAAACCGAGAGGAGGAGAAGAGGAGGAGGCACCGGAGGGGAGGGGGGGAGGCGGUGGAGAUCCUGAUGAGCAGGCGAGGGAUCCUGACGCCGACGGACUCGGACUCGGACCUCGAGGCCGGAGGACUCGGUGUGGACUCCUCUCAGACCUUCGUGUCCCGCGGUCCCAUCACGGGCCUGAAGGUCGACCAGCUCAGCGGCUCCGAGUCGUCUCCGGCUCCGAGCCGCCGGGCGUCCGGUCCCGUUCGGUCUCCGGGCUCCUCCCUCGAGUCCCUGCUGGCGCUGGGGGGGGAGCUGUUCCCCUCCAAAGACCACUUGCAUCGUAGCGCCUCCCUGGAGAGCUGCCUGGCGCCGUGCCGCGGCUCCGAAGGGGAGAACGGAGGCAGCCUGACCGGCCUCGGGGAUCUGGACCUGGGGCCGGGCGGCGAGGGGGGGGGAGGCGAGCAGGGGGGGGACAUGAAGACCGAACACGUGCAGGUAGAACCGUCCUCUGGCGAGCUGAGUCGUAGAACCCUGGAUCUCCUGAAACGCCUGGAGAACAUCCAGAGUCCUCUGAUGGCAAAGAUGACUCGUAGUGUUUCUGACAUGACGCUUCGCGGCAGCUCGCCGCCGCCGCGGGGUCGAUUCCCGGCCUCGCCUUCCUUCGGUGGUCGGUCCACACCCCUCUAUGAAACGUCGAGCUCUUCACGGAGAGGGCCGCCGUCCCUGAUCAACGAGGGGUCGGCGACUGCAUCGCUGACGGAGCUGAGCAGCACCGAGGACUCAUCUGUCGGGUCGGAAGAUUUCGCUUUGCUCAGAAACCAGCGGCGCCAGUUCCUGGAUCCCAACAUGGCGGCAAACGCCAACUCGGGCUCCUAUAGGAAGCGUUGCCCCGGAAACAGUCGAGGAGGUCAGUCGAUGGAUGAAGCGGACGCGGCGAGCUUGAGCAUGGUGGUGAACGUGUCCUGUGCAUCGGCGUGCACGGACGAGGACGAGGACGACAGCGACCUCCUGUCCUCCUCCACGCUGACGCUCACUGAGGAGGAGCUCGGCGUGCGGGACGGAGAGGACGAGGAGGAGGAGGAGGAGAGGUUGAGCUGCGUCUCCUCUGGAAGCGAUGAAGAGGAGCUGGAGGGCUCCUACGUGCUGGGGCUGGAGUACAUGAGGAGCGAGCUGCAGAGCUGGAUCCGAUCUCCUCGCACCUCCUCGAAAACUGAGGCGGGUCUCCGGGACGAGCUGCAGUGUGGGACCCACCUGUCCUCCUCCUUCACCUCCUUCACCUCCUCCUCUACCCACCACCAGGAGCAGCACGGCUUCCUGACCCGCUCAGCUCCCAAACCAAUAGAGACCAGCACCAACAGUGGCAACGACAAAACCAAGAGAGAGAAGAAGGAGCAGGAGGAGGAGGAGGAGGAGAACAGGAGGAACGUAACCAGGAGCUACAUCAGCCAGUUCGUAGACGACGUGGAGAACGGGAACGUGGAUCCGAGCAGUUCGAAGGGCAAAGACGAAGACGACGAGCUCCUCAGGGAGGAGUCCAGUGUGUUCACAAAGAAAGGGGAGUCGCCGAGGGAGUCGUACGUGUUUGUUCCGACGGGCGAGGCGGCUCGGGACGUCGGCGGCUCGAUCGGGAAAACGGAAUCCAACUCAACGAAGCAGCUUUCUUCACCUCCCACCCGGGAACUCCUCCCGUUCAGACGCGCCUCCUCCUUGGUGGGACAGCUGCAGGGAGAGCUGCCCUGCCACAGCUCCUCCCUCCCCUCGCCUCUGUCCCUCUCACCCGUCGAGGACUGCAGGUCCCAGGAUGCAUUGCACGGCAGCAGGCCAGAGGCCGGCGGCAGGAAGGCCAUCACCAUCCAGGAGAAGUUCAAAUUCUCCUCCUUUGUGACGGAGGAGACGAGGAGGGAGGUGAGAGACAAGGAGUCGUCUUUGCCUCCCAAGAAACGCCGCGGUUGUCCCGCCUCCUGCCACGACCGUCCCGCCUCCUGCCACGACCACCGUCCUCCGUCCUCGUCCCUCCGGGCGUCCAGCGCGGACGAGGGCAAGACCGAGAACGUGCACGACUUUGUGAUGGAGAUCAUUGACCUGACCUCUCUGGCGCUGAGGAGCAAAGAGAAUCAGCCUGAGGACCCGAGCCAGGUGGAGGUCGGGGGGGCGGGUCCAGACCAAGGCCCCGCCUCCUUGACGCAGAUCAGAGACAAGGUGCUGGAACACUCCCACCGGCCUCUCCAGCUGCGGAAGGGAGACUUCUACUCCUACCUGUCGCUCUCCUCCCACGACAGCGACUGCGGCGAGGUCAGCCAGUGCUCCGAGGACAAGAGCUCCUCCCCCUCGCCGUACAGCCUCCCGUCGUACGCCACGCCCACACAGGGCCUCCGCAGCCCGAGCCCGGAGAUGUUCACCAGCGCCGGCCGCCGGCAGCAGCGCGGCUCCCCCCCGAGCUUCGACUCCAGGAACGACCUCGGCGCUCUGGACCUGAGGUCGACCCCCAGAGACGCUAACGGCUCCGAGCCCACCAGCCCGCCGCAGUCCCCGCCCCCCCCCAGCCCGGACCUCCGGGACGAGGAGACGCUGUUCGCCGCCUGCACCGAGGAGGUGUACCUGGGCCCGCCUCUCUGCUACAGCAUGGAGCUCACCAGGAAACCACGCACGCCGCGGCUGAAGGAGAACUCGCCCAGGACUCCAGAGGCUCCGCCUCCAGAACCCGGGGACGCCAGGAGCCACCCGUGUCCCUCAGAGGCGUCUGAGAUCCAGACGGAGGAGACCCGGCGCUCCUUCCUUCCUCUCCUGGCGCCUCGCUACACCUCCUUCUCCACCUCCUCGCCCUCAACCACCACCUCCCUCCAGGGGCCCGGGCGCCCGCCAGGAGACGCCGCCCCCCCCUCUCCUCCUGCCGUGUCCUCUGGCGCCGCUCGUGAGAGGCGAGGUGAGGACUCGCAGCUCCUCUGUGAUGUCGCUGGGAGAGAAGCGGCGUCCGCGGCGAGUGUGAGUGCGCCGCAGGAGGAGAGGAGUCGUAAUGAGGGGCCUGCUUAUCGUAAUCCCCGGGCGCGUGUCGGCCCGAUAGACUCCGCCUCCUCCUCCUCCGCAGCAGCAGCAGCAGCCCAGUGUUCGGAAGAUACUAAAACGCUUGAAUCCAAUAUGGGCGCCGUAAUGACCGAGAUAAGUGUCUGCGGCUCCGCUACAAAUCCCUCAAAAGAGCCGGGCGCCACGCGUGUUAAUCCCAAAAUUAACUGCUCGCCGAUGAGAGAGGCAGAUAGGGGGGGGGAGGAGGAGGAGGGGGGGGUGGGGCGGCGAGGAGACGCUCGGCGGGGGAAGCGGGAGGAGAAGACGACGAGAGGGAGGGGCGGCGAGCAGCAGGAGGCGAGGACGACGACGGCGGAGCUGGCAAAGCAGGUCAGCGCUCAGUCGACUGUCACUCACAGCACCAGGGCGGCCCAGGGGCGGAGCCAUGCCUCAGUGAGACACGCCCCCUCGAGGGCGGGGCCAGUGAGGCGUCUACCUGUGCCGGGAGCUGGAACCUCCGGGAUCCAGCUGUAG